AUAGACAUGAAUUACAAUAUAUGGAGCAUCAGAUCAUUAAGAAAAUAUCAUCGCUUAACCACUUCGACAAUAACGACGACAAUGGCGUCGACGACAUCGUAGAGCAUAACAACACCACUAAUAAGCAACACAUGAAGAACAUGACGACAUCCCUGUCGGGACACUCGUCGCCAAAGGGUAAUAACAUAGCGAACCUGACGGGCGGCGGGUCGUCCCCAUCGGGGCCGGUGUCGCAGUCGCACCAGACGUCCAAUAAUAGCAAAUGGAUGUCACAUAAUAUAAAUAGCGUCAACGGCGUGGUGUCGGGUGCGGGCCCUCCCUCUGCCAACUCGUCGAAUAAUAUGUCUUCGACUGCGAGUAAUAACUCCAAUACCGGUACCACUAAUAGCGCGAAAAAAGCCAAAAAUAUUGUCGCCAACAAUCUGUCGGCCGCUGUUAAGGACGACCACUCACUCAGGUUGGAAGCGGACAUAAAGCGCCUGAAAGCAGACCUACAGGCGUCCCGUCAGUGUGAGCUGGACCUGCGUUCCCAACUGAACGCCAUUGUGGUGGACGACAAGUCCGUGAAGAACGAGUUGUCACAACUACGACAGGACAAUGAGAACCUCCAGCAACGGCUCCACAAUCUGGUGACCGCUAAACAACACGACAAACAGACGAUCCAGAAGUUGGAGAAGAGUUUGGACGACGAGAAGAAGCGACUGAAAGCCAAUCUGGAGAUACAGGUGACCAACGAGAAGAAGGCUAAGAAGGCCGAAGAGGUGGCACAAAGGGCUGCCGCUAUAGCCGCCGCCCAACGGUUCGAGUGCGCCGACAGUUGUAAGCAGAAGCGCCGGGAGUUAGACAACGAUCUCAAACAACUGCAGCACGAGUUGAAGCUGAAGGACGAGCAGCUGAAGCAAAGCGAAAAGGCUUUGCGUCAGUACAAGAAUUCUCAGACGGACGCCGAGGUGUUGAUGUCGGCGCUGUCGGCAAUGCAGGACAAGAACUCGCAUCUGGAGAAGAGCUUAAGCGCGGAGACGAGACUUAAAUUGGAUUUAUUCUCAGCUCUCGAUGAGACCAAACGCCAGUUGGAGAUGACGAGAAUGAUUUUACUGCAACGCGAGAAAGAGAUCGACGAACUCAAGUCGAAGAUCGCCGAAGUGAUGGCCGUCAUGCCGUCGACACCGAACGGCAGUUACGGCAGUCUCUCCGCCGAGCAGUCGAUUGUCAAUAGUUUGCUGCCUGUCUUCGGUCACAACAGCUGCCAUAACAGCCAUAACAGCCAUAACCACAACAAUCAUCACCAAAAAUACAUGCAAUCGAUGGUGUCCUCCAAUGAUGACCACAUGAUGUCGAAUGUGUCCCCAUUAGACCCGAACGCCUCGAUCUAUACGCCCAAAGUGGGCGGCGCCGGCAAUUCCGGUUCACCCGAUCUCUAAGAUCUAUAUAUAUAUAUAUUUUUGUGGACACGACUACUCUCUCGACUUGUGGGCCGACUCGCGCGUAUGACUUCACCGCUUAUUAUAGUCCGACCAUUGGUUCUCUUCAAUUGAUUAUUCAAUUUAAUGGAUAAGACUUUGUGUUGAUGUUUGUUCUCAUGAGAUGUAUAUCUAAAUCGUAAACAAAUUUAUUUAUAAUUAUUUUUUGUUUUUCACGCCUCCUUUCGUGUCCACUGAAAUGUUUAGCGUUUUUGUCGUCAAUAUUUCCCCCAAAAUAUCAAUUCAAAUCAUUGACUGAAAAAAAUCUAUUUGACAAACCAUUGAAACAAUUAUUUAUGAGUUUUUGUGAAUAAAAAUCAAACUUUU
Oppiella nova is the source of this 1787-nucleotide messenger RNA. NCBI's taxonomy places the organism in Eukaryota, Metazoa, Arthropoda, Arachnida, Sarcoptiformes, Oppiidae. The record is from the annotation of a GenBank genome assembly.